AUGGACAAACGAUCUGCGCUCCUUGUUCUCGCUGGGCUUGUGCUCACCAGUGCGGUUGCGGUGCCUCGACACGCUAAGCUGGUGUCAGAGAUCGAGGUAGAGACUCAAAGAUACGAUUUUAUUAUCGCUGGAGGCGGUGUAGCCGGUCUUACGGUGGCCGAUAGAUUGACUGAAGUUCGGGAUGCAGUAAAUGUUCUGGUCAUUGAGGCCGGACCGGUUGAUUUGGGGCAGGAUUUUAUAUAUGUUCCUGGCGCAUAUAACAGAACUCUAUAUUCCUGGCCCAACUUGAUAUCAGAACCGGAAGAGGAAUUGAAUGACCAAGUUUUUCCUGCCGUUUGUGCCAGGGUCACCGGGGGUGGCAGCACAAUCAAUGCGAUGAUAUUUCUCAGAGGUGCUGCUGCCGACUAUGAUGGCUGGGAAUCACUUGGUAAUGGUGGAUGGGGGUGGGAGGACAUGCUGCCUUACUUUAUCAAGAGCGAAAACUUCACCUACCCAACUACGGAAUUGGCGCAUGAAGGAAACAUUACCUGGGAUGACUCUGUUCGUGGCCAUCAUGGACCGGUGCAAUACUCGUACCCUAAUUACAUUUACCCUGGACUAGGCGCAUGGUAUGAAGCUGCCAGGCACAUCGGAAUGCAGCCAAGGUUGGACCCUAAUGCGGGAGCCAACACUGGUGUCUUUAAUCCACCUUUCGCUUUGAAUGCAACCACCUGGACUCGAAGCUCAGCUAAGCGAAAUCACUAUGACAGAGGCGUUACUCGUCCGAACUACCACUUCCUCGCUAAUACAACCGUGGCAAGGGUCAUCUUUGAUGGAACACAGGCAACUGGUGUUGAAUAUCUUCCAACCGCGGGUGGUAGGAUCUCUCGCGUCUUCGCUUCCCGGGAGGUUCUUGUCGCAGCUGGCGCUCUUCACACCCCGCAGAUUCUCCAGCUCUCCGGAGUCGGACCUCGCAACUUGCUCAACUCAUUGGAUAUUCCAGUGGUGUCAGAUCUUCCCGGAGUUGGAUCGAAUUUGCAGGAUCAAACGACAUUCCCUGUUCAAUAUACCUGGGCUCACAGUAUCACUCCCAAUGUCACGACGUUUCUUACCAACGCUACCUGGGCAGCCGAGCAACUCGUCCUCUAUGACCAUCAUUUGCCAAGCGUCUGGUCUGUCACCCGGUACCUUGCACCCAAAUUUGGCUUCAUGUCCUAUGACGACGUUACCUCCGGAACACCAUAUGAGCAAAUUCUCGCCAAUGCUGAAGCACGGGAUCCCGCCGACUCUCUUCCACCUGGCGUUGAUCCCACCAUCCUAGCGGGCUACACUGCGCAGCGAGAGCUUAUGUUCGACGAAUUUCGACAACCCGAGAUGGGCAUCGGCUCGUUGGGUUGGGACACCGACACCAGCGUGCAAAUUUUCUCCGUCAAACCGUUUAGUCGAGGGUCUGUCCAUAUCAACCAGACAGACCCGCUAGCUAACCCUCUCAUCAACUUCCGCACCGCGACUGAUCCAACCGACUUUGAGAUCCUCACGGCGCUCUUCCGCAAACAACGUGAGCUGUUUGAGGCACCAUCGAUUGCCGCACUCGGGCCCACGGAGCGGGUUCCGGGGCCCUCUGUGCAAACCGAUGACGAGGUGGUUGCCACUAUGAGAGACAUUCUCCAGCCAUCCAACGCGCAUGAAUGCUGCACGGCUCCAAUGAUGCCACGCGAGCUUGGCGGGGUCUUGUCGCCUGAGAUGAAGGUGUACGGAACGUCUCGGCUCCGGGUGAUUGAUAUCAGCUACUGGCCAAAAGCUCUAUCUGGGCCUCCCAUGGCGACAAUGUACGCUUCAGGCGAGAAGGUUGCGGAUAUGAUCAAGGCUGAAUACGGCUGGUCUACGGAGUAA
Messenger RNA from Aspergillus ochraceoroseus IBT 24754, 1872 nucleotides. RefSeq names its product GMC family oxidoreductase. Bases 1 to 1872 code for a protein of 623 amino acids. The record is from RefSeq and is a predicted model, not a curated record. The transcript has 6 exons. Gene Ontology annotation, biological process: secondary metabolite biosynthetic process. Gene Ontology annotation, molecular function: oxidoreductase activity, acting on CH-OH group of donors; flavin adenine dinucleotide binding. Lineage: Eukaryota; Fungi; Ascomycota; Eurotiomycetes; Eurotiales; Aspergillaceae.